CAAUCAGCCCGGUCUACGUCAGCCACGUGGUACACUUUGGAAGGGUCAUGUGGCGCAGUAUCAGUCAUUCAGUCGGUCACCUGAGCCGGGGUCGAGUUAGUCCGUAGUGGGGGUUUAGUGCUGUCGCCAUGUCUGGGCUCGCGUUGCUGUAUUCGGGGCUUGGAUUGAGUGCAGCCGCCGCCAUCACCGGCAUUGGGAUCUGCUACACAAUAUUUGACCUGGGCUUUCGUUUUGAUGUGGCAUGGUUCCUGACAGAGACCUCACCCUUCAUGUGGUCUAACCUGGGAAUUGGGCUGGCCAUCUCGCUGUCAGUAGUGGGUGCUGCUUGGGGCAUUUACAUCACUGGAUCCAGCAUCAUAGGUGGUGGGGUCAAAGCACCUCGAAUCAAAACCAAGAAUCUGGUCAGUAUCAUCUUUUGUGAAGCUGUGGCUAUCUACGGGAUCAUCAUGGCCAUUGUGAUCACCAACAUGGCUGAGCAAUUUACUGGCAACACUCCUGAGACGAUUGGUUCACGGAACUACCAUGCAGGUUACUCCAUGUUUGGGGCAGGGUUGACAGUGGGCCUCUCCAAUCUGUUCUGUGGUGUAUGUGUGGGCAUUGUGGGCAGUGGUGCAGCACUGGCAGAUGCCCAGAACACUAGCCUCUUUGUCAAGAUCCUAAUUGUGGAAAUCUUUGGCAGUGCCAUUGGACUGUUUGGAGUCAUCGUGGCUAUUCUGCAGACAUCAAAAGUGAAAAUGGGUGACUAAGCCCUUUGCCAUUCAUCUGUCUGCCACCUGCAGAUUUUGUACAUAUUUAUUUAAUGUCUACUGUUGGGUUGGGGCAGAGCUUGGUGUAUAAAGUUAUUCCUGUGAUCUUUGCCUGCCAGGCCAUAGAAGACCCUGAUCAAUGGAUAUAUAUGUGUUGAGAAACUUAUCCUGUCUUUUCCGCCUCUGCCACCCGUUCACUGUUUCCUUGAAGAUGAAGGCUGGGUGCCCAGGGGAAGGAGUCAGUGGUUCUCCUGCCUUACACUCUCUAUGUGGCAGUCACUGCAAACUGCAGUGCCAUGUCUUGUGAAAUAAAUUUGUUUAUGGCUAAAGUGGUUGCCCUCUUUUGUGUGCCCCACCCUUCCUACUGCCCUAUCUCCCACUGGCCACAAGAGUCCACCUUUCUGGGUUAUCAGUCAUACUGAUUGAAGCCUUGGCUCUACAGGUGGUGUCCUCCUAGACACAUCUGCUCCACACUGAAGAUGCACAAAGGAACUGAAAAGUGUUAUUUCCCUAAAAUGGCAAAUGAUUAUUGAAAUUAAUGAUAAUAAAAGUGAUUUGUAUUGUGAUAA
This is a messenger RNA of Heteronotia binoei (common prickly gecko), 1315 nucleotides long. It is a transcript of the gene ATP6V0B, whose product is annotated as ATPase H+ transporting V0 subunit b. The record is from RefSeq and is a predicted model, not a curated record. Gene Ontology annotation, biological process: proton transmembrane transport. NCBI's taxonomy places the organism in Eukaryota, Metazoa, Chordata, Lepidosauria, Squamata, Gekkonidae. Gene Ontology annotation, molecular function: proton-transporting ATPase activity, rotational mechanism. The transcript is spliced from 8 exons. Bases 129 to 746 code for a protein of 205 amino acids. Gene Ontology annotation, cellular component: proton-transporting V-type ATPase, V0 domain.